AUGUCACCUAUCCUCUGUAUGAAGACUAUUUUUACUAGUAUUGUCCCCUUUUCUUUGAUGAAAUCGAUUUAUCAAUUGAUGUUGAUUGAUAGUUUCUCCAUUACAAGGUUACCAAUAGAAUUGGUUCUCGAAAUCAUCAAAUGGCUCAAAAUUUUCGACGCCAUAAACUUUCGGAAGGCAGCAGUGAGGGAUCGUCUGGGAAAGCUCAUUGAAUGUUUGGACUCCCGAUUAUUGCAAAAUAUUCGGAUCAGCUCUACCACAAUUUUCGGACAUGGCCUAGUUAAAGAAUUUGACGUUGGAGAUUAUUCUGGUCAGAUCAUCUGUGGCAACAUCUUGUCAUUCAACGAGCGUGAGAUUUUAAAUCUUACAAGUUUGCAAAAACCAAAGGUCCAAGAGGUGAAAGUCGAACAGUUAUUUGGUAAUAUUGGCAAACGAAUUUCCGAAUUCUUGAAUGAUCUUCCUAAUUUAACCGCACUCCAUAGUGAUAUCCCUCUUAGGACCACCCGACCAUUAUCUAUGUUGAAUAUAAGGCUUGAUGAGCGCGGCCUGUUGGAUUGCUUUAAUUUGCACAACAUCGAGGCCCUUUGUUGUGAUUAUUUGGAAAUUGGGGAUGCUCGACCUCUUGAUAUGUCAAAGUAUUUGUUACCGAAUUUAUGGCAGAUUGGGUUAGAUCUGGUGAUAAAUAAACUCGAUGGCAAAGAAUGGCACACUCCAAAUUUAAAGCAGUUGCAUAUCAACUAUGAAGGUGGUAGAUUCAAGGUGAAAAAUCUCGAUUCGUUAUAUUUCCCUAACUUGAAAUUCGUGGGUUUGACUCUGAAAGAUGCCACGGAUACUGGUAUUGAAUUACUAAAUUCUGUGAGGUUAGAUAAAUUGCAAUAUCUAGAAAUAUCAGGUAAAGUUACGGGUUUGGAACAACACUAUCUCUCUUCUAUGAGAUCUACUUAUUUGAAAGAACUACGUCUCGAUCAAGGUAAUCUAGAUAGAAUUCCGGAUUUGACAAAUUUCCUCGGACUUGAAGAGUUGAUACUACGAAACAAUAAUAUUCUGAGAAUAGAACGAUUAGAAGCUUUGCAAAAUCUAACAUUUAUUGAUUUAAGACUUAACAAAAUCACCAAAAUUGAGAAUUUGGACCAUUUGCAAAAAUUGAAAGCAUUGGUAUUGGGAAUGAACAAAAUUGGAAAAAUCGAAAACUUACAGGGCUUAACCGAGUUAAAUGAUUUGAUAUUGGAUUCUAACAAAAUCACAAAGAUUGAGAAUCUCCAUGAUCUACAAAAUUUACAGACGUUAAGUCUUUCCAAUAAUCAAAUAACCGAUACUGAUGGAUUACCUAGCCUUUGUGAGUUGAGAACCUUGUUUUUGGUGGAUAACUGCAUCACUGAAUAUACUUUAGAUAUUACAAAUUACCCCAUGCUUGAAACGGCGGCGCUUUCUGGUAAUAAGAUUGAUGCAUUCAUUCAUGAACCACUACCUGAAAGAGUGAGUUAUCUACGAACCGAUCCACAAAUGGCAACAGUUGAUGAAAUUGAGAGCGAUACCGAAAAUGAUAGUGAUGGGGUGGAAAAUAAUUGA
Saccharomycopsis crataegensis is the source of this 1569-nucleotide messenger RNA. RefSeq lists its product as uncharacterized. Lineage: Eukaryota; Fungi; Ascomycota; Saccharomycetes; Ascoideales; Saccharomycopsidaceae. The coding region runs from base 1 to 1569 and encodes 522 amino acids. The record is from RefSeq and is a predicted model, not a curated record. The transcript has a single exon. Gene Ontology annotation, molecular function: protein binding.